This is a messenger RNA of Haliotis rubra (blacklip abalone), 2142 nucleotides long. RefSeq names its product TRAP-T-associated universal stress protein TeaD-like. The record is from RefSeq and is a predicted model, not a curated record. The coding region runs from base 246 to 731 and encodes 161 amino acids. NCBI's taxonomy places the organism in Eukaryota, Metazoa, Mollusca, Gastropoda, Lepetellida, Haliotidae. The transcript has 4 exons.
CAUAAGCGUCCACGCAUACCGGCAGUUAAUCAAAUUCAGUCAUUCAGUUGCUCUGGCACUAUCCCUUGAUACCGAACAUUCCCCAACAGACUGCCGGCUCCACCGUCGGCCUGCACGGACUGCAGUACUAUAAUCUCGGACAGUACACGGACGUUCGUUCAUGUUGACCAACUUCUUUGGAGCGUUAUCGCAUCGUGGAUUAUUCAGGUCAGUUUGAAGGAAGCAGACGACAUUCACUGUUAAACAUGGCGGCACACCCACAUCCAGCUCGGCGAGUUGUGAUAGCUAUGGAUGGAAGCGAUUACUCGGUGAGGGCGUUUGAAUGGUACGUGGCUAACCUCCACACAACAAAUGACGAGUACGAAGCAGUGAUUGGCUACUGUCCGGAGUACGGUCACUUCUUCCACUCUCCACUGUUUUCAUUCCACACAGACGCCACGGAGAUUGCCGAACAGUUCCGGAAAGAGGAGGAUCAUAUACAGAGCGUCUGCGCGAGCCUGAAUACCUGUCUGGAGCAGUCUGGGAUUCACGGGCGGGUGGUGAGACUGGCAGACAAGAGUCCCGGGAACGCUAUUGUGCGUCUGGCGGAGGAGGAGGAAGCUGAGUGCAUCGUGACGGGUACCCGUGGACAUAGCAAGCUGAGACAGACGUUGCUAGGCAGCGUGAGUCAGUACAUCGUGCAUCACGCGCACAUUCCCGUGUUUGUUUGCAAAGACAAGAAGGGGAAAUAACUUGAUGAACAUUUAGAUUUCAUUACAUAUCCAGGGAACCUUCAUGUCAUCGUAACAUUAUUCAAGCCACGUCUCUCAUUCACAAGACAACAGAGAAUAUCGUUAUGUUUAUGAAUAAUUUAUACAUGUCCUGUAUGUUAUGUGUAUUUAUAUAUUGUAGAUAUCACUAUUCACCUUUGACUAUUUUCUGAGAAAGUGUCUGAACUCAUGCUAACCCAUUUUGUUAGAAGAUAUAUAUUCUGGUAUGGUAUACAAACUGAAUCAAAUACAACAACUAUAUAUGCACCUUUCUAAUUCCAAAUAUCUGUGCUCGUCUCCUACUUCAGUCCAGUAGACAGAGCGUCUGCCUGUAGAGCGGAAGGUCGAUGGUUCGAACCCGACCACGUCACACUUAAAGACGUUUAAACAUGGUGAUUGUUGUUACCUUGGCGCUCGACCCUAAGAGGAUAAGGGACUGGUGCGGAGCCAGUAUGACGUGUCCGAGUGGGGUAUCCCUGUUUAACUUACCUGAAAGAGACACAUGACUGAUUGCCAGUUUCCAGCUUCUGCUUCAUUCGUAAUGGCGAUGGUGAUUGGUCACAUCAAAGACGUAUAUACGUCGUUGCUCCAAUGUUCGCGACAGGGCUAUGCAUACCAAAGAGACAUAGUCAAAGCCUGUGUCAGAAGUUAACGACAAAUGAGCAUACCAAUUACAAUCGUUAUUGAAGAGCUCCAAAUGGCAUCAUCAAACCACCUAAACAUUUACGAUCUUGUUCCUAUAUGACCAGUAAUUCGUCUUAAAGUUACAACCAAGGUCAGGUUUUUUCCAAGUGUUUGAGAUAUCUUAAGUGAGCGAGUAUGAUUUUGCAAUGUUCCAGCAACACCACAGCUGAAUGAAACAGAACUGGAUUUCACACAAAAUACCUAUGCACGGAGUAGAACCCAGGCCUAAGGUGUGAACACCUUGACCGUGAGGCCACCCCAUCGUAUCUCGUGGAAUAGAAAUACACACCGUAUGUUUCUCUGUCGUGCCGGAGGUCAUAUGAGUAACAAGACGUUGUAAAGAACAAUUUAAAUCGAUUAGUAAAUUUGUACAAAACAUCUAUACAAUCCAGCACGCAUGUGCUGUCAAUGUAAUUGUUAGUUUUUCUGGUCAUUAAAUCUAAACUAGUAGUUUCCCGGAAAACAUUGAACAAUGAUUUCAUUUAAUUUACAAUUUCUCACCAUACCUGAAAACAGUUAACAGCAACAUACACAAAUAACCAUGAAUUUAUUGGUUGUGCCAUUUUUGUUAUGCACAUCCAUCGGUUAACUGCCAUACAGACUCCGCAAUCAUUAACCUUUGUGUUAUAUUUGUUAGUUAUGGUCUAGAGACUUACGACUAUAUGCUGUCCUUUUGAUGUAUAUAUAAUAAAUAUUUUCUCAGAUUUAA